This is a messenger RNA of Oncorhynchus masou masou (cherry salmon), 1291 nucleotides long. RefSeq names its product sulfatase modifying factor 2 (gene sumf2). Gene Ontology annotation, cellular component: endoplasmic reticulum. The transcript has 9 exons. The record is from RefSeq and is a predicted model, not a curated record. Lineage: Eukaryota; Metazoa; Chordata; Actinopteri; Salmoniformes; Salmonidae. Bases 140 to 1048 code for a protein of 302 amino acids.
CGACUGUAAUUGUUUCAGGGUUCAGUGUAAAGCUGAAGAAGUAUAUAUACAGAAAACGAUGGCUACUUAGAGAGCGUUGAUCUAUGGUGCUGAAAGUACAUGAACGUACUUACCCUGGACCUGCACAUUCCACUGGUUUAUGAAAACACGAUCGCCUUAUCAAUUUAUAACCAUGAACCUCAGAAUAGUACUUAUUUUGUGCCUCUCCGCUCUGUCUUGCAUCGCAGACGAUGAAGGAAUGGUGAAAAUUCCAGGAGGAAAGAUGACGAUGGGGACGAACUCAGCCGACGGCAGGGAUGGAGAAUCACCCACGAAAGAAGUGGCAGUCGAUCCAUUCAGUAUCGAUAAAUAUCCCGUCACUAAUUCUGACUUCAGGGAGUUUGUCAGGGCACAGAAAUACAAGACUGAAGCGGAGACCUUCGGCUGGAGUUUUGUGUUCCAGGACUUUGUGUCUGAAGAGCUGAAGAGCAAAGUCACAGAGAAAAUAGAGUCAGCACCUUGGUGGAUGCCAGUCGAGCGGGUGUUUUGGAGGCAGCCUGCAGGUCCUGGUUCUGGGAUCCGGGAGCGUCUGGACUCCCCAGUGGUCCAGGUGAGCUGGAACGAUGCCCAGGCCUUCUGCAGCUGGAGGGGGAGGAGGCUGCCCAGCGAGGAGGAGUGGGAGUGGGCUGCGCGUGGGGGUCUGCAGGGUAGAACGUAUCCCUGGGGAAACAAAUUCCAGGCCAACCGCUCCAACCUGUGGCAGGGCCUUUUCCCGGAUGGAGACACAGCAGAGGACGGUUACCAUGGUAUCGCCCCUGUCACUGCUUUCCCUCCUCAGAACAGUUUUGGACUAUAUGACAUGAUAGGAAAUGCAUGGGAGUGGACAUCUACACCCUUCCCUGGAGGACGACCAAUGUUCGUGCUGCGUGGUGGUUCCUGGAUCGACACGGAAGAUGGAUCAGCCAAUCACAAGGCUCGAAUCACGACCAGGAUGGGGAACACUCCGGACUCGGCUUCUGAUAACCUGGGCUUCAGGUGUGCUGCCAGGAAGGACAAAACGGAGCUGUAGGGACCAAUAAACGAAGACGAUAAAAAUUAUGCCACAAGGGAGAGCAAGAUAGCAACCAGUUAUAGGUACUAUGCAGUGACCAUAGCAUUUAGUAAAGUCAAGACUCAAGACAGUGGUGAUGAUGUUGAUAAUGUGCAGGAACAUUUUUCUCCUGUGGAGACCUGGGCUCAAAUCAAUCUGCUUAACCUAUGUCUUUUUCUACAAACUACUGUAAUACAAGCAAUAAACAAGAUUUUACAUCAA